Messenger RNA from Solea senegalensis (Senegalese sole), 4738 nucleotides. It is a transcript of the gene gaa2, whose product is annotated as alpha glucosidase 2. Lineage: Eukaryota; Metazoa; Chordata; Actinopteri; Pleuronectiformes; Soleidae. Gene Ontology annotation, molecular function: carbohydrate binding; alpha-1,4-glucosidase activity. The record is from RefSeq and is a predicted model, not a curated record. Gene Ontology annotation, biological process: carbohydrate metabolic process. The coding region runs from base 176 to 3100 and encodes 974 amino acids. The transcript is spliced from 21 exons.
UCACAUGAAGAUAAACAGACCCACACCGUGCGCGCACUCAGUUUAGCUAGGCUACGUUACCAAUUACCUCACACUAAUGUAGCGGGUUUUAAAAGGAAAAGUUGCGCUGUUUGUAUGCGCCUAAAGCUCGAAGAAUACACAUUCUUUCUCAUUGACAAACACACACACAGUCGGGAUGGUUUCAUACAAGAGGCUGAAUCCUGAGGAUGUUCAGUUUUCCACCGCAGUGUUGUUGGAGGAGCCUCGCCAUGGUCCUGCACAACAAGAGGUUUCUUCAGGGCAGGAGCCAGAGGAGGCCUCCCUGCUUCCACGGAUGCCGUCGUGCUCCGUCACCACGGGCCUCCUGGUGAUUGGCUGCUUGCUGCUGCUUCUCUGUGGUGGCUGGCUACUGGGCACUAUGUUCUGGAUGCACAAUCCCCCCAGCCAAGAGCCGCACAGACCCCCAGCACCAGCCCCAGCACCAACACCGCAAACGGCAGUGAACAAGACUGCAACUGCCUCCCUCCGGGAGGCUUGCAGUGUGAUCCCGCAGGCGUGGAGGUUUGACUGCUACCCUGAAAGAGGCGUGGUUGUGACCAGAGAGAUGUGUGAAGCAAGGAACUGUUGCUUUAUCCCCGCUUCCUCUCCCGUCUCAUCAGCCGUCCGUCCGUCAGGGAGAAACGGCAUCCCUUGGUGUUUCUAUCCUUCAGAUUUCCCUUCCUACAUGCUUGAGUCAAUAAACGAGACAUCCUUUGGACAAAAAGGUGUACUCGUAAGGAAGGCGAAGACCUACUACCCAGCAGACAUUCUCACGCUAGCCGUGGAGAUACGACAUGAGACAGACACACGGCUACGUGUCAAGAUCACCGACCCUUCCAAUCCACGUUUUGAAGUCCCAAUUUCUGUCCCCACCCCCACCAAGAAGGCAGAAAGUCCAGCCUACAUUGUGGAGCUUUCAAAAGAGCCAUUCGGUCUCAUCGUGAAGAGAAGGUCUACAGGAGCAGUGCUGCUGAACACCACAGCGGCUCCUCUCUUCUAUGCGGAUCAGUUCCUCCAGUUCUCCACUUCUCUGCUCACGCAGUUCAUCUACGGCCUGGGAGAACAUCGCUCUACCUUUCUCCAUGACGUCCACUGGGACACACUCACCAUGUGGGCCAGAGACGUGCCUCCUAUGGAGAAGACCAACCUGUACGGAGCGCAUCCAUUUUACCUUGCGAUGGAGGACGGCGGGACCGCACACGGCUUCUUCUUGCUCAACAGUAACGCAAUGGAUGUGGUACUCCAACCGGCGCCGGCCAUCACCUGGCGGACUAUUGGUGGAAUUCUUGACUUUUACAUUUUCCUCGGCCCCGAUCCUGGUUCAGUUAUUGAACAGUAUGUGGAAGUUAUAGGACAUCCAGCGAUGCCGAUCUACUGGGCUUUAGGAUACCACCUCUGUCGCUGGGGUUACAACACGAGCGAUUCUACCUGGGACAUUGUCAAGAAAAUGCGGAAUUAUGGGAUACCACAUGAUGUGCAGUGGAAUGACAUCGACUACAUGGAUCAGUUUCUGGACUUCACUUUUGACUCAACAAAGUUUGCGACACUGCCUGACCUGGUCAAGGAUCUGCACGCUCAUGACCAGCGAUAUGUCAUGAUCCUGGACCCGGGUAUUAGCAGCACUCAGUCUCAAGGCUCAUACUGGCCAUUUGAUGAAGGACUGAAUAGAGGAGUUUUUAUUAAAGAUGCUGAAGGAAAAACGCUCAUUGGAAAGGUGUGGCCUGGUCUGACGGCGUAUCCUGAUUUCUCUGACAACGUGACACACGAGUGGUGGUAUGAAAACCUCCAGAAGUUCCACGAGAAAGUGCCGUUUGAUGGAUUAUGGAUUGACAUGAACGAACCGUCAAAUUUCCUGGAUGGGUCGACUAAUGGCUGUCCGUCAAACAGUUUAGAAAAUCCGCCUUACACACCUGGCAUACUUGGAGGUUUGUUAAGAGCCAAAACAGUGUGUGCCACUGCACAGCAAAAGCAGUCCAUACACUAUAAUAUGCACAGCUUGUAUGGACUCAUGGAAGCCAAAGCAUCAGCCAACGCUCUGAAGCGGAUCAUUGCAAAGAGACCUUUUGUGAUUUCUCGCUCCACCUUCCCCAGUCAGGGCAUGUACUCCGGUCACUGGCUAGGAGAUAACCGGAGUCAGUGGAAAGAACUUUACACGUCUAUAGCAGGUAUGUUGACUUUUAAUCUUCUGGGCAUCCCGUUGGUGGGAGCAGACAUCUGUGGUUUCAGUGAGGAGACGGAUGAGGAACUGUGUGUCCGCUGGACUCAGCUCGGAGCGUUUUAUCCCUUCACACGCAACCACAAUGCCAUCGACAUGAAGGCUCAGGACCCGACGGCCUUCAGUCCUGUGGCUCGCACGGCCAUGAAGCAGGUGCUGCUGCUGCGCUAUUCUCUCUUCCCUGUCCUCUACACGCUCUUUCAUCACGCACACGUUCACGGACACACUGUUGUGCGUCCACUGAUGUUUGAGUUUCCUAAAGAUACAAGAACCUAUGGGAUUGACAAACAGUUCCUUUGGGGGAAGAGUUUGUUGGUGACACCAGUGUUGGAUCCUGAAGUCGAAAAUGUGGAUGGUUACUUCCCUGAGGGCCUGUGGUAUGACUACUACACGGGUGACUCUGUGCACAGUAAAGGUGAAGUGCUUCAGCUCCAUGCACCUCUAGAUAAGAUUAACCUGCAUUUGCGUGAAGGAACUGUUUUACCAACACAGACGCCCAAUCUGACCCUGUGGGUGAGCACUGGUCAGCCUCUGCACCUGGUCUCGGCUCUCUCUGACGAUGGUUCAGCCAGUGGAGAUUUGUUCUGGGACGACGGCGAGAGCAUUGACACGUACGAGACCAACAAGUACGCCUACAUCAUCUUCAACGUCACUCAGAAGGUGAUGACGUCUCAGGUGCUUCACGGCAACGUGGAGGCCACGUACAUCACCGUGGAGACGGCCUCCUUCUACGGCGUCAAGGAGGAGCCGAGCAGAGUGCUGGUGAAUUCCCAAGAUGCAGCGUUCACCUACAGAGCCAACCAGGUUUUAACAGUUCCAGAUCUUGGGCUCAACCUCAGUCAGAAUUUCACCAUCAGCUGGGUGUGAUGAAUCUCAUAGUUUGAGUGACUGGUUUAACUUGACCCAGUGCUGUAAGUAUUCACAGAGUGACGUUUUUUCAUUGUUUUGGCUCUUUUAAUCCAGAACGUUAGACAUUACAUUGUAACCCAUACACUGGACUUGCACCUGUGCACCUGUGUGUCACUGCAGCAAGCUGACAUGUGCAGCCACCGGAGGUCACUAUAACCACAUUUUCUGCUGCAAAAUUAUUGUCCAGUCAUGUAAUGAUUGGAAACAUUAGUUUCCUGACAGGAAAUGAAUGCCACCUCAGUUUGAAACAACUCUAAGGGUCAGCGAAAGUUGUUUUUUUUUCUGUACAAACGCUGAAGAAAUUGUUAAUUCCAAUAAUUGCUGUGUUACGUUUUAAUGUUGGUUGCUGUCCACGUUUUUAGUUAAAAAAAGUAAGUGAUGGAACAUUUUAGUCAUUUCCUUUCAAUGUCGUGAUGCUGCAAACAUCUCUGAGACAAAAAAAAGGUUAUUUUUACAUGCACAGUUUCAGUUUUUAAAUAGUUUUUUCCUCUACAUUCCCACUAAAAAGCACAACAAUGUUGUAACGGAAACAAAAAAAUUGACAUCUUGGGAAAAUGGGACUCGCUGUGAAGCAUGUGAACGCAUGAUUAUUUUUUCACAUUAAUGAUGUUUUUUGUUCAUUUAAGGUCUAAUGUGUUUGCGCUCACGAUCCAAACUGAACUGUUGCUCCGUCCAAUCUUAAUUAUGGACAGUUUAAUGUCGACAAAUUGAGCAUUUUAUUUCGAUAUAGCUAAAAAGCACAAAAGCAAACACGCCUGUGAAGCUACGAUAUAAACCCUCUGUAUAAACUACAAUAGUUUAGAUGCUGCUUUAAAUGUACGCAAAAAUCUCAGCUUUGGCUUUAGUGUUGAUUUUUUUUUGAAAAAUAAGAAGCAAAUCAGCAGAAGGAUGAUGUGCAAUAAAUCAAAGAUAUUUACUUCCUGAAAAUGUGACCCAAAUCUGACUCUAGUCCAUGAUGUAUAACAUGUGCUUUAAUGCUGUUUUUGCACUGACCAGUACUACAGCAAUGUAAAGGUAGAUACAGGUGCCUUAAGAUUCCUGUUUGCAUGUUUUUGAGUCUUUUUUAAAAUUUUAUUUUAAGGUUUUGUUUUUCCUUUUACAACAGAAAAACUAGUGUGCUGCUUUAACUGCAAAAAUGACAACAAACAAGUGUCAAGUGUAACUGUCGUCCAACUGUGUAGACGUCUGUGAUUACAGGCUGCAGGCUGGAGAUGGUUGUUUGACGUUUACAAGCUCAGUAACUUUGAUUCUGUCUGGAUUUGACCUUAAUGCUGUGCAAAGUAUCUAAAUAUGUAUUAUAAAAUAUAUAUAUAUAUAUGGAUUAUCUGCACCUAAUGAUCAGUGCAUGUGUAAAGUAAAUGACACAAAACCUAAGAAGCAUGUGAAGAUGCAAAUCUAAAUAAACUAGCUGUAUUUCAUCAUGACGCCUUGUGUUUAAAUUUCUCAUUAUAAAAGGAUUAAAGUAAACGUAGAACUUUCAAGGACAAAUAACAGGUGUUUUUUUUCUUCUUCUUUUAAUUGUAAAUGUUUAUUUAAAGUCAUGUUUUGUGCUCUGCUGCUGUGAUUCUAUCUGAAUAAAUUUUUAUUUUGCCUGAA